AAGGCUCUAGUGUAUCUGCUGUGUGCAUUUGCCAAGCAUUUCCAAACCUAAGUUCCCCAUAGUUUGAAGUCGAUCUGACCCCUGUUCUGCUUCUCAAGGUAACUUUAAAACAGGAAGUGUACAAAGGAGGUGUAACUGAUGAUGUGAAGAGCCAAUCAUGGCUUUGUGUUCUUAGCCAAUAAAGCAGCUUAGCCAAUGGGACCACUCUGGAGGCAAGGUUUGGUGUCAAAUAGCAUGCUAGAUUGAAUGCCUUUGACUGUUAAAGUGGAAGGAGGCUGCAGGGCUUCACUGGAGCUUCGGAGUUUUUCACUGAGGCAGGGGUCAGCUGAAAGACAAAGAAAAAUGGCGAAUAGUUUGCUGGGGGGUGGGGGGAACAGCUGUUCGGGUUUUCACUGGAGUGGACAUUCCAGACUCAGGUUUCUGCAUCUCCUGCUGCCUUUUGUUUCCUCCGUCCUUUUUUGGGGGGGAGGGAUAGGAGUGACUUAAAUUCUCCCUGUCCGAGGAGAUAUAAAUAACUACAUGUAAAAUUAAUGCAGUUCCCGGGUCUUGAAUGGACAUGGAAGCAGCCAGAGGUCUUUUCAGAACAGAAUCUCUUUACUUGGUUGGUGGGGCCCGGUGGGGUGGAAUGUAGCCUAGACUCCUGGUCUCCUCUGCCACAGCAAACAAGAUUCCUUCUGCAAGACAACAUCCACACACACCUAACCUACAGAAGAGUCUGAGGUAUUCAAGGAGGCAUGUUUUAAGAAUUGAAAUGUUUUUGGAUUAUUCUGAAGGGGAAAAUGUGUAGCUACAGAUCAUUGAUGUUCUGAGAUUUAAAUUUGGAGCAUUCCUAAUCACUUCCAUCUUGAGUUCUUUGCUUAUUUGGAAUUAGUACAUUCAUUCUAAAUUUAAUAGUUUAAAGAACUCUAAAACUUACUUCAGUUUUAGAUGGGAGAUUUUAAAUGGGAGAUUUCCACACAUUUGUUUCUGUGCUUCUGAAACUGGGCUUUUAGGAAACUUGGUGAAAAUUAAGUACUCUAGAAGAGAAGAGGAAACAGGUUCGGUCAGCCUUGCUACUGUGUCUGGUGCUCUUCAGGCCAGUCGAUGUUACUUCGUUAAUGAGCAGCAAUGAUGAUAAUGCCAUCUGGCAUUUGUGUGAUGCUUGACAUCUUUCAGUCUUCUAACUGUAUUGUGGUUUCAUUUAUAACUGUAUUUUCCCAUUUCUGUGCUACAACUGCCUGCCUGUGAGGUGCUGUCGGUGAACUGAGGUCUGAAGAAGUUAAGUGAUUUGCCCAAGAUCAUAAACAUACAGCAGGCAUAUCACUAAGGGAGGAUUUGGCGAGCAUGGUACCUGGUCAAGAGCAAGAACCUGAAAGAUUUCCAAGAGAAUCUUAAAAGAGGAGCAUUCUGCUUCUGGGAUGUUUUGGAAACUGCUUAGGUCUCUUUCUUUCUUCAAGAAUGAUAAAAAGUAACUGGAUAUUAGAGUGACAGCUAGAUUUAUCCACGUUUGAGUGACGUGAUUGAAUCAUCUCAUUUCCUCCAUGAUUUUCUCCUGUCUUCCUGCUAAUGGAUGGCCAAACAGAGUUGUCAAAAUGUCCACAGAAGGUGGAUUUGGUGGCACUAGCAGCAGUGAUGCCCAGCAAAGCCUACAGUCCUUUUGGCCUCGUGUCAUGGAAGAAAUCCGGAAUUUAACAGUGAAAGAUUUCCGAGUUCAGGAACUCCCACUGGCUCGUAUUAAGAAGAUUAUGAAAUUGGAUGAAGAUGUGAAGAUGAUCAGUGCAGAAGCCCCUGUGCUCUUUGCCAAGGCAGCCCAGAUUUUUAUCACAGAGUUGACUCUUCGAGCCUGGAUCCACACAGAGGACAACAAGCGACGGACUCUGCAGAGGAAUGAUAUCGCCAUGGCAAUUACAAAAUUUGAUCAGUUUGACUUUCUCAUCGAUAUUGUUCCAAGAGAUGAACUGAAACCUCCAAAGCGUCAGGAGGAGGUGCGCCAGUCUGUGACUCCUGCCGAGCCUGUCCAGUACUACUUCACGCUGGCUCAGCAGCCCACCGCCGUCCAAGUCCAGGGGCAGCAACAAGGUCAACAGACCACCAGCUCCACAACCACUAUCCAGCCAGGCCAGAUCAUCAUCGCACAGCCACAACAAGGCCAGACCACACCUGUGACCAUGCAGGUUGGAGAAGGUCAGCAGGUGCAGAUUGUCCAGGCCCAGCCACAGGGUCAAGCCCAGCAGGCCCAGAGUGGGACUGGACAGACCAUGCAGGUGAUGCAGCAGAUCAUCACGAACACGGGAGAGAUCCAGCAGAUCCCGGUGCAGCUGAAUGCUGGCCAACUGCAGUAUAUUCGCCUAGCCCAGCCUGUAUCAGGCACCCAAGUUGUGCAGGGACAGAUCCAGACGCUUGCCACCAAUGCUCAACAGAUCACACAGACCGAGGUCCAGCAAGGACAGCAGCAGUUCAGCCAAUUCACAGAUGGACAGCAGCUCUACCAGAUCCAGCAAGUCACCAUGCCUGCCGGCCAGGACCUCGCCCAGCCCAUGUUCAUCCAGUCAGCCAACCAGCCCUCCGAUGGGCAGGCCUCCCAGGUGACCGCCGACUGAGGGCCUGAGCUGGCAAGGUCAAGGACACCCAACACAAUUUUUGCCAUAUAGCCCCGGGCAGUGGGCACAGCCUCCCUCCCCAGAGGACCGGGUCGACCUCAGCGCCUCCUGCAGGCUAGGACACUGGUGCACUACGCCCCACACCUGGGGGCCGAGAUUCUCCAGCAGAAAGAUGCAAUAUUUUUUAUUUCCUUUUUUCCACUUUUUCUCCAAGAAAUCAAUAUUUCAGUAUGUGAGCUAUGUGUCCAAUUCUAUGAAAUGAAAAUAUUAAAUAACA
This is a messenger RNA of Talpa occidentalis (Iberian mole), 2856 nucleotides long. It is a transcript of the gene NFYC, whose product is annotated as nuclear transcription factor Y subunit gamma. Gene Ontology annotation, biological process: regulation of DNA-templated transcription. The transcript is spliced from 12 exons. The coding region runs from base 1521 to 2579 and encodes 352 amino acids. Gene Ontology annotation, cellular component: CCAAT-binding factor complex; nucleus. The record is from RefSeq and is a predicted model, not a curated record. Gene Ontology annotation, molecular function: DNA-binding transcription activator activity, RNA polymerase II-specific; DNA binding; protein heterodimerization activity. NCBI's taxonomy places the organism in Eukaryota, Metazoa, Chordata, Mammalia, Eulipotyphla, Talpidae.